AUGACUGCGAACUCCGUGGACGGUACGCGCGAGCCGUCGAAUCUCAAUGCCAACGGCGGAGUCAAGACGCACCAGGAGGAAAUGGCUUCUCAGCAGGACAACAGCUGGAGCGCAAUUCAGGAGCAGGAGUAUCUAGCUGCCUCAUCCAAUACCGCAUCAUCUCCAACCGCAGCGAAGAAGAAGAAGAGCCGCACUGGUUACUGGAAAGAGAAGAAAGCAGCAAGGAAACUAGCUCAAGCUGCAGCUGAUGGUGAGAUGAACGACCACGGCGGCGUCUCUACUUCACCGAAUGUCGAAAAGGCCUCGACCCAGCUUGACAGUGAGAACAUUGAUCCUAAUGCCAACAACGGUCAGGGCAGCGAGGUGCCAGCCCCCGAAGCACUAAAUAAACUGAAUACCAAGCCGAAGAAGGGGAAGAAAUCCAAAGGCUCUCCUUUGACCACACCGCCGCAGGACAUGUGGCCAUCCGCACCAAACCAAAACGAGGGUUCCGGAGAUGACGGAUGGGGCGACAACACGACACAUGCUGGCUGGGAUUAUUACGGUGGAGAUGAACCUCUUCCAGAGGAGGUCAACCCCAAAAGGGCAAGGGCAAAGAAGAAAGCAGUGAAGGCGAAGGUAGCAGGUGAACCUGCAACUGAAAUAGAUGCCUCUGGACUGCUCAGCUCAAGGGCCGGUAACGCUGGGACUCCUGCAGAUCGGGCGAACCUAGUAGAAGAUGGAACAACUUCAACAGCCCAGCCAAAGGUGCCGAAAAAAGCUGUAAAGAAGAAGAAAGUUAAGGCGGACAAACACGCUGCUCAGGAACAAGAACAGGAGACCCCGAAUACGCACGAUGGUGCACAAGGGGGUGAAACUACCGGAAACGAAACCCAACUUCCAACAUCAACUGCAGCUGACGCCACCAAUGGCCGUACUGACGGACCUCCCCCAGCUGGGCCGAAUGGAAUUCUCCGCAGCCUCAAGGAAGUUUUCAGUAGUGCUAACGGUAGUGCUGAUACCCCUACACCUGAUUCAUCAAACAGCAAAGACUCAAAGCCAAAACAAAUGAAAAUCCAAAUGGACCUAGAUGUUGAACUUGCGUCCGUCUUGAAGGCAAAGGUUAAGGGGGAGAUGAUGAUUACUUUUAUGUGA
This is a messenger RNA of Nannizzia gypsea CBS 118893, 1134 nucleotides long. RefSeq lists its product as hypothetical. NCBI's taxonomy places the organism in Eukaryota, Fungi, Ascomycota, Eurotiomycetes, Onygenales, Arthrodermataceae. The record is from RefSeq and is a predicted model, not a curated record. The transcript has a single exon. Bases 1 to 1134 code for a protein of 377 amino acids.